Messenger RNA from Neocloeon triangulifer, 2567 nucleotides. RefSeq lists its product as uncharacterized. Bases 150 to 1772 code for a protein of 540 amino acids. NCBI's taxonomy places the organism in Eukaryota, Metazoa, Arthropoda, Insecta, Ephemeroptera, Baetidae. Gene Ontology annotation, molecular function: CoA-ligase activity. The record is from RefSeq and is a predicted model, not a curated record. The transcript has 12 exons.
GGAAACAAAAUUAUCAGUAACGACUUGACUUGCUAUCAAGCAUAUAUAGGGGAAGUCACGCUGUGCAUAACAUACUCAUGUUCUGAAGCUGUGAGAAAAGAGCUUUAGUUUCCCUUUCACGUUCAUUAAAGACGCUCAAGUUCAGAAGAAUGCAGAGAGACGCUAACUUUGCUAACAUCCCGGAAAUCCCUUUCAUGGACUUCAUUUUUAAAGAUUAUGACGAAAAAAUUAAGGAUUACAAAGAGCGCCCAUGGAUUGUGGAUAUUCCGUCUGGAAAAACUUUGAAAUUUGGUCAGGUCAAAAAAGACGCGAUUAAAAUUGCCAGCGGCCUUGCUAGAAGAGGCUUCAAGCAAGGCGACACCCUGUACUUUUUGACGUACGAAAUGGCCGAACUGUAUUUGGUAAAAAUCGGUGUUUGGUUGUUGGGCGGCGCGGUGCGAGGGUGCUAUCAAAAUGAAGCCCCAGACGUCUGUGCCAAGCAAAUUAAAGAAAGCUCUGCAAAAUUUGUCAUGGCUGAUUCGGAUACUAUCCAAGUAAUUCGCGCUGCUUUGGAGUUGGUUAACUAUGAAGUGUGUCUCUUGAGCUUAGGAGACGAAAAAAUUAAAGGCUCUACCCACUUAUCUACUUUGCUUAAUGAUGACGGCUCAGCAUAUAAGCCACCAAAUAAUAUUAAUGUAAAAGAGGAUAUGGUGGCGGUUAUGAAUACCAGUGGGUCCACAGGAUCCCCAAAGGGUGUGGUGCACACACACUAUUCUUGUAUUGGGGGCAUAACCUACCUUCAGUUUCUUAAGACGGAGGAUACUGUGCUUGAGUUCAUGAUUAAUUAUGGAAUCGGGGCUUUUAGUACUAUGAUGUUUAAUCUUUGGACUGGAAGAACGGUUUACCACAUUAACAAAUUCGACCGAUCCCAAUACUUCCAACACAUUUUGACCUACAAGCCGAAAAGCCUUGUGCUGUACCCAUUUGUGGCCAAUUGGUUUGCUCGAUGUGAUGAUGAGCUUGCAACCCUAAAGUCAAAAGGUUUCAUAAAUUUGAUCACGAUUGGAGGCUGGGUGCUUGAUGUAGCAACAGCGGACAGUCUGACGGAGAAAUUGCCAAAUACAAAUCUCCAGCAGGAUUAUGCAAUGACAGAAAUUCUAUUUGCAAGUGUCACUGAUUCUUUCGAAAAUCCAAAAAAUAAACUCGAGCGCUGCAAAAGCGAAGGGCACGAAUUUACUUCCUCGGGACGUAUGCUACCAAAAUACGAAGCAAAAAUUUUGGACCUGUCAACCGGCAAAGAGCUUGGGCCACAUGGGGUGGGUGAAUUGUACGUCCGUGCUUCACACAUCACAAGAGGAUAUUUGAAACCUGGCAAUCAGAUCGACUCUUCAUCAAUUGACAAAGACGGGUGGUUUCAAACAGGAGAUUUGGCCUUUUUUGAUGAAAAAGGAAACGUUUAUGUGAAGGACAGAGUUAAAUUCACAUACCGCUAUAAGUAUGAUAUUGUCUCGCCAUUUGAAGUCGAAGCUGUUUUGCAACAGCACCCUGAUGUUCAGGAGGCAGGUGUUGUGGGAAUUUCCCAUCCUGAUACCAACAGCGCUACUCGAGCUCUGGUAGUUCUCAAACCUGGACGCGAGUGCAGUGCCAAGGAUCUAUGCAAAUUCGUGGCCGACAGGUGUCCUGAGUCCAAGCAACUGCACGCUGGAGUGCAAUUUGUAAAAAGCCUGCCGGUAAACAAGGGUGGAAAAUUAGAUAGGCAGGCCCUUAAAAGUUUAGCACUUUUGUAUGGGUAGUUGAGCAUUAUAGAGAGCAAUUAUGAAUUAUGUUGUGCUAAUUUUCUUUUUUUGCUGUAAUAGGAGUAUGCAAUAUUUAAUUAAUAAAUAUAAUGAAAAAAAAUCCCUUGUUAUUCCAUUUUUUAAUAUCACAUAAUUAUUUUGUUGAAUGCAAGCAUGUUUGAUUUAUAAGUUUAAGAUGGAUUUCUUUAAUUAAAAUUGCAUUAAAUUUAUUUAUUUAUUUGAUUCUGUAAGACCAAAUGACGUGUCGUUUUGGCCUUACAGAAUCAGAGCCCAACAGUAGUUGCUGCACCUAACGACAUUCAGUCCAUAAAGUUAUAUAUUUGUCAGCAGGUCAAAGUUAAAUUUACAUACAUCGAAAUAAGUAUGAUAUUGUUAGCCUUAUAUUUUAAUAGUUGGUGAAUAUAUUCUAAUAUUUUAAGAAAUUCUUCACCAAAAGCUCAGGCCGACUGUAAUUGAGAUGUUCAGCUAAAUCACCCUGAUGUGCAAGAAGAGACAGGUGUUGAGGGAAUAUCCCACCCUGAUACCCGCAGCGCUUCUCGAGCUCUGGUUGUUAUGAAAUCCAGACGGGAUUGCAGUGCAAAAGACCAAUGCAAAUAGAGAAGCUUUCCGAGCACAAGCAACUGCACGCUGGAGUUUAAUUUGUCAAAAUUCUGCCAGUGAACAAGGUUCAAAAAUUAGAUAGGCAGGCCCUUAAAAGUUUAGCUCUUUCUAUAUAUAGUUUUGAGGAGGAUAAUAUGUAAAUAAACUGUAAUUUUAAUUGACCUCGAUCGUAUAGAUGUAUAUAGUGUGCGU